CAGACUUUGAAUGGAGAGUGUCUCUCACGCCCGACCCCACAUAGAGCUCCGAAGCCUCGGUUCAAAGGAAUAUGGCACAGACUGAUAUCGACGAGAGUUUAUAUUCUCGGCAAUUGUAUGUGAUUGACCAUGAUUCCAUGCGUCGCAUGGGAAAGGCAGACGUUCUCAUUGCUGGAAUGAGAGGUCUUGGUGUGGAGAUUGCCAAGAAUGUGAUUUUGGCUGGGGUCCGGUCGGUCACCAUCCAGGACGAAGGUGUGGUAGAGUGGAGAGAUCUGUCUUCUCAGUUUUACCUGAAGGAAAGUGAUCUGGGUCAAAACAGAGCAUUGUGUUCGGAGAAACAGCUGUCUAGUCUGAACGUCUACGUCCGAGUGACGGCACACACUGACAAACUCAAUGAAGACUUCCUCCAGCAGUUCCAGGUGCUGGUGCUCACUGAUUCAACUUUAGAUGAGCAGCUACGAUUGGGAAAGUUUUGCAAUUCGAACAAUAUAAAGUUCAUUUUAGCUGAUACCAGAGGACUUUGUGGGCAGUUGUUCUGUGAUUUUGGCGAUUCUUUUGAGGUUAUAGAUACAGAUGGUGGCACUCCAGUUUCAGCAAUGAUUUCUCAUAUCAGCAAGGAGAAUCCAGGCAUUGUGUCCUGCACAGAUGAGGAUAGUCACGAGUUUACUGAUGGCAUGUUUGUGACUUUCUCUGGAAUACAAGGCAUGGCAGAACUCAACGCCUGUGAACCCAUUGAGAUUAAAGUGAGAGAUAAAUACUCCUUCAGUAUCUGUGACACUUCAGGCUUUUCUGAGUAUGAGAGAAGCGGAGUGGCAACUGAGGUCAAACAGUCAAAGAUCUUCGACUUUAAACCUUUGGAUGUGGCUCUAGAUGAAGUUUUUAGAGAUCCUGAGCUUCUCGAGAUGACAGAUUAUGGCAAAACAGAAAGGCAUUUGUCUCUUCACCUGGCUUUCCUAGCCCUGCAUAAAUUCACUGAGGAAAACAGCCGAACACCAAUCCCAAGAUCCCAUGCCGAUGCUGAACUGCUGGUCAAUAUUGCAAAAGAGCUCAGCGCUACUAAAAAGUUCAGCGACCUGGAUGAAGACGUUGUGAGAAAAUUAUCUAUGGUUGCCAGGGGUGACCUGGCGCCUCUCAAUGCGUUCAUUGGGGGUCUGGCUGCUCAGGAGGUCUUGAAGGCUUGCAGUGCUAAAUUCACUCCUCUCAGACAAUGGUUGUACUUUGAUGCACUGGAAUGUCUGCCUGAAGAUGAAGGUUUUCUGAUUGAAGAGGCCUGCGCUCCUAGAGACUGUAGGUAUGAUGGGCAGAUUGCUGUGUUUGGAUCUGCUUUUCAAGACAAACUGAAGAAGCAAAAGUAUUUUUUGGUUGGAGCUGGAGCAAUUGGUUGCGAGCUGUUGAAAAACUUUGCUCUGAUUGGUCUGGGUGCGGGAGAGGGCGGGAGGAUCACAGUUACUGACAUGGACUCCAUCGAGCGGUCAAAUCUGAAUCGGCAGUUUCUUUUUGGCUCUCAGGACAUCGGGAGGCUGAAAUCAGAGGCGGCGGCGGAAUGCGUUAGAAAGAUGAAUCCUUACAUGAAUAUCACUGCUCAUCAAAAUCGCGUGGCUCCAGAAACCGAGCAGGUUUACACGUAUUCGUUUUACAGUCAGCUCGACGGGGUGGCAGCAGCGCUGGACAAUGUUGAUGCCAGAGUUUAUCUCGACAAAUGUUGUGUGCGGAACAGAAAGCCCCUGCUGGAGGGAGGAACUCUGGGUAGCAAAGGCCACACAUUGGUAGUAGUGCCACAUCUGACCGAGUCUUACGGACCGUCAACAUCUGGAGGACAGAAGGCCAUUCCCCUAUGCACACUCAAAAAUUUCCCACACCGUAUAGAGCACACAAUACAGUGGGCCCGAGAUCAGUUUGAAGGCCUGUUCAAACACAAAGCUGAGAAUGUGAACCAGUAUCUCAGUGACCCAGCGUUUGUGGAGCGCACAGUUGCUCGUGGGGAUGUGGAGGCAGUGGAAGUGCUGGAAGGAGUCUAUAGGAGUCUCACUCAGGAAUGGCCCCAGAACUGGACUGACUGUGUCAGCUGGGCACGCAAACGGUGGGAAACACUAUACAACAAUGACAUCAGACAACUGUUGCAAUGCUUUCCUCCUGAACAGUUAACCAGCUCUGGUCUUCCAUUCUGGAUGGGUGCAAAGAGAUGUCCACAUCCUUUGACCUUUGACACCAACAAUGCCCCCCAUAUGGAUUUUAUUGUGGCAGCUGCCAAUUUAUACGGUCGGAUUUAUGGAAUCAAAGGCUCUCGAAAUCAUGCGGAUUUUCAGAGCGUCCUGCAGGGUGUGAAAGUGGCAGAGUUUAUUCCUAAAUCUAGCUUAAAGAUCGCAGUGACCGACGAGGAGCUGAAAGAAGAUCAUGAGGCCAGAAAAGAUGAGGACAUGAUAAAGCUGGAGGAGUUGAAGGAGAAACUGUUGAAGCUUCAACUGAGUGAUCCUAACUUCCGGAUGAAUCCACAGGAGUUUGAGAAGGAUGAUGAUGACAAUUUCCACAUGGACUACAUAGUCGCAGCUUCCAACCUUAGGGCAGACAAUUAUGACAUUCCGACAGCCGACCGUCACAAAAGCAAGUUAAUUGCUGGCCGCAUCAUUCCAGCUAUCGCCACGACGACAGCUGCAAUCGCCGGACUGAUGUGUUUGGAGCUCUACAAGCUUGUCCAGGGUCACCAGCAAAUCAGUUCUUACCGCAAUUCAUACAUUAACCUGGCCACUCAAUAUUUUGUACUCUCACAGCCUUGUUCAGCUCCAAGAUUUACAGUCGCAGGGAAGCAGUAUUCUAUCUGGGAGGACUUCCUGCUGCAGGGCCGACACAAAGGUCGAGAGGAAAUGACCUUGGAGGAACUAUUGAAACACAUUAAGGACAAGUAUAACUUGACCGUCACUGGAUUGUUCUAUGGCCCGGCUGUAUUGUACAGUGACUCAAAUCACGAGGCUCGCCUGAAGCUAAGCAUAUCUGAUUUGAUAAGCUCUGUAACCAAGACUGAGAUUCCGGUUCAUGAGGAGAUGUUGGAGAUCAUUCCAUCGUUUGCGGAGGAUGAGGAUUGCUUGAAUGUCCCGCCCAUCAGAUACCUCCUUAGAUGAAGUCACCAAACCAGCCCUCUUCACCAAAAUAAUGGCCAAACUCUGUCUGUCUUUACUAUUUAAUGUUUGUGUGUUAUGAUAUAAGAUGUGAAUGCAAACCACUAUGAAUGGUUGUUGUAAAACAGGCCAUUAACUAUUUUAAGGACCUUUUAGGGAAGACAAAAUCUAGUGGAAAACACCCUUGAUUUUAGAGAAUGUGUCAGGAAAUUUGUUGAAUCAUUGUCAUUUUUACUUGAAAACAAAGUUAUGAGGAUCUUUUGCCAUGGUAAACGGUUGAACUUGAAUGAUUUUAUUUCAUAUCAUUUAAGUGGUAUAGCAUAUGUAAGGUGGUUUGUCCUUGGGCGAUUUGGUUUAAAUACAAAGACAAAAUCCAACGAUCUUUCUAUCUUCUUUAGCUAUACCCCCCCGGACCUUUGUUAUUUACCCAUGAGCUCUCUUUUGUCAUGUAUGAAGACCAAACAGAUCUAGAGACAGCUCAUUUUAUUUAAUCACCUCAAAACAUUUGUGUACUGUAGCUGACCUAAUCACAUUACUUUUAAAGAAUGACUUCUAAAACCGGGGGCUUUUUCUGACUAUUCAAUUUUUGGGACAAUUGAAGCACUUAAAACCUGGAGAGGGUUUAAUUAUUGAAAUAAAUAAACAAACUGCAUCUCAUCUGUCUGUUUCUCCAAACUACAUAUUUGCUUCUCAGCCAAAUACCUAUAGGGGAGGUUAAAUGCACAAUGGUAUACAGAUGAACUAUUGUGUUUCUGUAGCUCAGCUGGUAGAGCAUUGCAUUAACAGCACAAAGUUUGUGGUUUCGAGACCAAUGGAACAUGCAUAUUUAAAAAAAUGGAGAUCUUGAAUGCGCUUUAAGUCACUCUGCAUUAAAGUGGCUGCCAAAUGCAAAAAAUACAACUGUAAAAAAGAUGCAAAUAAAAACU
Messenger RNA from Triplophysa dalaica, 4039 nucleotides. RefSeq names its product ubiquitin-like modifier activating enzyme 7 (gene uba7). Gene Ontology annotation, molecular function: SUMO activating enzyme activity. Gene Ontology annotation, cellular component: SUMO activating enzyme complex; cytoplasm. Gene Ontology annotation, biological process: protein sumoylation. The coding region runs from base 72 to 3116 and encodes 1014 amino acids. NCBI's taxonomy places the organism in Eukaryota, Metazoa, Chordata, Actinopteri, Cypriniformes, Nemacheilidae. The transcript has 25 exons. The record is from RefSeq and is a predicted model, not a curated record.